CUCAUGUCGCUAAAGUAGCUGCAAGUACCGUCAAUAAGCCCAUUCGCUGUAAGUGCCAUGAGCUCUCUUGGCGUGCGACCAGAUGGAACUCAAUGCCCCCCUUCUCCAAGCCCAUCAACUACAUCAUCCAUUCAUAAUAACAAACAUCACGGCCAGUAUCACUAACACAAUCUCCAUCUGGCGCCUCAAAGACUUGACCGUGCUCUAGGCCUGUCUGUCGUUGGCGCUUGUUGACUCAGUUGAUUCCGACUACGCUCACUCUUUCUUUUCGUUAGGUACAAGCUCCUCACUCAGACCGAGGCUUAACAGUAAGUUAGUACUAGACCUAUGUCUUUGCUUCACCUUCACCUGCAACAACGAACUGCAAGACUCCUCCAUUGUGGGACAUAUAGAUCUCCUUUGAUCUUCAGUCUAUUUCUAUUACCCGCUGAUUCUCAAUCCUCUACUCCACAGUUUCCGCUCAAGCUCCUCGAAACAGAAGAAGCGACAGAGCCAAGGUACGCACGUCGUCGAUUCACCAUCAUCAUUGUCUCAGAAAGUUCCUCCACUGCAACGCGAAAAGGAGACGCUAGUCUCACGCUUUGAACCUCCAAAGGCCUCCAAUCUAGUGCUAGCGGCAAUCUGCCAGUAGUGAGGUUGUGCGCCCAUUGCGUCAACACCAUCAUCCUGUUCCAGGCUCUUCUCCCCUUCCGUCUCGGCUCCGUCCCCCAUCUCCUCGUGGUCCAUUCCGUCGUUUUUGUUUCUCUCCGUUGGUCCUUGCUUGCUCUAGCUCAGGCUGUUAAACUACGGUACUCGACUUGCGUCGUACUGUAGGAGAAAUAACAACGCCACCUCCGCCAUGGAUCUACCUCCCUCUCACUCUCAUCAAUCUCAACCUUCGUCAUUUCCCCAACAGGCGUCUUAUUCAUACUCGUACGGUCACGAUUCUUCUCCAGAAUCAUCCUCAGCUUCGCACCAGCGUGCAACUGCGACUAAUACUGCCGCCAACGCACACACACAAUCAUAUUCUCAACACGACGAUACCUACAACCGGUCAAAUUCGAUUUACGCACCGCAACCGCAGUCGCAACAAGGAGGUCGUUUUACCGAGGAAUGGGGUGCGGCACCGCGCGGGCCUUCAGUCCUCCUUGAUUAUCCUUCACCAAGCGCAAACAUGCAGCGCAGCAAUUCGGUGCAUAGCUUCGUGACUGGCGAUGACCAGCAGCUCCUGGCUCGCCAGAAUACGCUCAAGAAGAAGAGUUCAGUGCGCCGAAAUGGGAGUCUCAAGCGUAGUAGUAGCCGUCGCUCUAUGAGAGCUGGCAGCGUUAAGAGUCUUGCCUUGCAGUCCUCAUCAGACCAUGAUGAGGCGCAUAGUGCUUUCUAUUGCCCAGUCCCUACGUCGGGCAAUCCUACCGAGACACUCUCGAACCGAUUCCAGAACUGGAGAAAGGUGCUCAAGGACCUUAUUGCAUAUUUCCGCGAAAUUCAAAAUCACUACGAGCAGCGUUCCAAGUCGCUCCUCAAACUCGCCAAUGUGGCUAACAAUAUUGCUACACCACCUGGCUUCCUUCAGUCAGCUGGAAUAGAUGAUGCGCUUCAAUUUCUACGGAUUUACAACAAGAAUGCUAUCCUCGAGGCCAACAAGGCCAAAGAAAUUGAAGAGGAUGUUAUUCUUGCACUCACUGGAUUGAGGAGCGACCUCCAGCAGAAGAUCAAGGAGAUCAAGAACCUUUCAGGCGACUUCAAGAACUCGGUCGAGAAGGAGAUGGACCAUACCCGCAAAGCUGUCAAGACCCUCAGCGAUAUUCUCGGCAGAAAUGAGUUGGAUGAAUCUUCUACCACUGGCAAGCAAGAUCCAUACCUGCUACGCCUGGCUGUCGACCGUCAAGUUGAGCGUCAGUUGGACGAGGAGAACUACCUCCACCAAGCUUAUCUCAACCUGGAGAAUUCCGGACGAGAGCUGGAAGCGAUUGUUGUGGGAGAGAUUCAGAAAGCCUACAACGCUUAUGCUGGCAUUCUUAAGCGGGAGGCCGACAACUCCUAUAACGUUAUUGGCGAGCUUCGAGAUGGCCCUAUUGCCAUGCCCAAGGACCACGAAUGGAUGCAUUUUGUGACUCACGACGACAAGUUCGUUGACCCAAAUAUUCCGCUCAGGACCCCGGACCAGAUUCAUUACCCUGGACAGGACCAUGAGGCAGCCCAGGAGAUUCGAGCCGGAUUGUUGGAGCGCAAGAGCAAAUACUUGAAGAGCUACACAGCCGGCUGGUAUGUACUUUCUGCUACGCAUCUCCACGAAUUCAAGUCAGCGGACAAGGCGCAAGCCCCUAUCAUGUCUCUUUAUCUUCCAGAACAGAAAGUAGGAUCCCACUCCAACGAAGGAGGCUCUUCGAACAAGUUUAUCCUCAAGGGUCGCCAAACGGGCGGCAUGCACCGCGGACACACUUGGGUCUUCCGUGCCGAAAGUCAUGACACCAUGAUGGCUUGGUAUGAGGAUAUCAAGGCUCUCACCGAGAAGACUGCCGAGGAGCGAAGUCAGUUUGUUCGAAGCCAUUCUAGAAGCCUUAGCCGAUCAUCCCGACGAUCAGUUAGUAGCGAUGGACUGGUCGACGAGGAGGACGAGGAGCCCUUCACGGCCGAUACUGAAUCAUUUACCAAUCCGGGACCAAGACAACAUGAGGCGACUCCCCGGCGAUCUCAAGCAGGUGGGCGGUUCCCAUCUGAUAUCCAAGUCAAUGCGCAACGUGGCUUACAGGCCCCUCAUUCGCCUUCUAGUGUAAGCUCUGGCUUCCAGGACAACAGGGACCCCGCUGUACCACCGAUUGUCACGGGUGCCCUUUCUCGUCCGGCCGCUGGAGAAUCGGAGCAGAGCAGGGACGAUCAUCCCGGCUAUGGGACUGUUCACCAGACGCCCAUGGAUGAGAUGCCCUCGCAUGCUGCAAUCGCAAGCCAAAAGGCCCAUUACGACGGUGUUAACCCUUAUACGAGCGAGCCGGUCAACCAGACUCCCGUUGACCCGGCCCCCCUCCACCAACAGCAGCAGCAGCCAUACCAGUCACAGUAUGAAUCGCAGCAGCCUGUACAGCUGUCAGACUACGUCGAUCAACACCAUGAUCAAACCUUUGUUCCUGUUGUGAUCCCCCAGGGUAAGGAUGAGCGCCAUGGUAAUUUCGCCAAUAGCGAACAGCGCCACUUUGAUGAGCAUCCUAAUAAUCAUACUAUGGAGCCACGAGAGGAGCCAUACGGUGGAUAUACAAUCAGUGGAGCUGGCCAUGAGACAUCGAACUUUGAGCAGCCUUCAUAUCCUCAGGCAUCAUAUGACAAUCAACCCAAUCACAGCUAUGCCAAUGGCAACGCUAAGGGCAACAGUUACACAAUGACAACUGUGGGAGAGGGCUUUCCUAGACUUGAUGGCGGCGCAACUGAAGAGCGACGGCCGUCGACUCGAGGAGGCGAAUCAGUCUACACCGAACGUGACUCUGUUCUACUCCAGACAGACGAUGAAGAUGAGAAGCCUGUCCCAAUCCGGCCAUCUGGUAACAACCGGACUGAGAGUCAUAACACCAUCUCAAACCUGCAUAUUCCCGGCGGCUACCCCAAGAGUACUCAAGCAUAGGAUGGGGCAUCAGUAUUCGAGUUCUCCCCACAUUCUGUGCCCUUUGUUGUUUUCCUUAUUGUUAUUUUUACUUUGCUGUGAUGGAGAGAAAUGGUUUGGGAGGAUGGUACAGCGUUGACUGAAGGGAGGCGUUGGUCAAAUGUGUUGGCGGGUCGACUUAUGGUACGGUUUGAAAUGGAAUAUCCCUCGUUUGGUUUUGGUUUGGUUCUGCAAAAUACUUACUUGGAUCGGUGUGAUAAGAUAUCUUAGUCUGUUUCAAUUGAUUGAAAAGUUCAGCGAGCA
This is a messenger RNA of Fusarium verticillioides 7600, 3874 nucleotides long. RefSeq lists its product as hypothetical. NCBI's taxonomy places the organism in Eukaryota, Fungi, Ascomycota, Sordariomycetes, Hypocreales, Nectriaceae. The transcript is spliced from 3 exons. The record is from RefSeq and is a predicted model, not a curated record. The coding region runs from base 839 to 3592 and encodes 917 amino acids.